Opisthorchis viverrini is the source of this 2460-nucleotide messenger RNA. RefSeq lists its product as hypothetical. The transcript is spliced from 13 exons. The coding region runs from base 82 to 2460 and encodes 792 amino acids. NCBI's taxonomy places the organism in Eukaryota, Metazoa, Platyhelminthes, Trematoda, Opisthorchiida, Opisthorchiidae. Gene Ontology annotation, cellular component: trans-Golgi network; Golgi membrane. The record is from RefSeq and is a predicted model, not a curated record. Gene Ontology annotation, molecular function: serine-type endopeptidase activity. Gene Ontology annotation, biological process: protein processing.
GCUAUUGAGUUCGCAUGCCUGAAUGUCAAGGUCAUAGCCGUGUUUGGUUUUCGGCACGCAUUUAAAAUAUACGUCAAACUGAUGUUUAUAUGUUGUUUUACUUUAUUGUUCACGGUGGUUACAGCAGAAGAGUUUCAUUACUCAGUUCAUAGCAAACUCCCUGCGGAACAUGUACAGUCACUGGUUGAGAAAGAAAAUGGACGGGUUCAUCAUUACGUGGACACGGUUGAGGCCUAUCACGUUGUGUUGCCGGUCAAACUGGAACCCGUAACACUGUCGAAAAUUACUUGGUUAAAGAAUACGAUUCUCAGCUGGAUGAACUGUCACAACUACAUGCGGCUCCAUGAACACCCAGAAGUUUUGUUGGUUUACCAACCCACAUUACGUGUGACUAAAAGAUCACUGGCCGCGUAUACCAGAACACCACAGUUGGACCUUUCGCGCUAUACCUUAAGGGAAAUUUCGAGGAAACCAGUUAGAAUGCUCCAUCCGGACGACGCAAAUUACGAUAAAGCCUAUGAUGCUUUAGCUACGAUACUCAAAGAAGCGAUCAGUUUCAAUGAUCCUGCCUCAGCGUAUGUAUGGCAGUAUCUAAACGACGGACACCGCGGAAGUGGAAUCAUUGGAUUCGACAUGAAUAUCUACCCACUCUAUGCAAGGAACCUUACAGGCAAGGGAAUUCGCACCUUAAUUCUGGAUGAUGCAAUUGACCGUCUACACUGGGAUUUAAAAGAUAAUUACGACGGCGACAUUUCAGUAAAUCUGAAUGAACCUCAAUUCAGAACAGAUCCCCGUGGAAGCCAUGAGAUAAUGAAACUUGAUGAUAGCCACGGAACUCAGUGUGCAGGUCUGAUUGCCGCCGUGGCAAACAAUGGCAUUUGCUCGCACGGAGUAGCCUAUCAGUCAAAAGUUGGUGCUGUACGGAUGCUUGCGGGACCUGUGACGGAUAUUUUGGAAGCAAACGCCUUAUCAUACCGCCAGGAAGUGGUGGAUAUCUACUGCGCUUCAUGGGGCCCUAGUGACGAUGGGCAGACAAUGGAUCUACCAAGAAACCUGACAGGAGCAGCACUUGCUAGAGGAUCUCAGUAUGGACGCGGAGGACUUGGUUCGAUUGUUAUCUACGCAUCUGGAAAUGGCGGAUCGGUCGAUCACUGUGGUGCAGACGGAUUUGUCAGCUCUCCCGAAAUUAUCGCAGUCGCGGCACUCACCGACGAAGCCGAUCAGCCCUUGUAUGGAGAAUCUUGUUCGGCCACAAGAAUAGCUGUACCUGUUGCCGGAUCAAGUAUCUUUGUUACAAGCGGGAGUAAUAUUCUGCCUAGUACAACGUUAAACAAUCAAUGUACCAUGCAUUUUGUGGGGACCUCUGCCGCUGCACCUUUGGCCGCCGGUUGCUUUGCUUUAGCUCUCGAAGUGAGGUCAAAUAUCUCAAAGCGAGACCUGGAAAAUAUUCUACCAUGGAGCGGCAGGGUGCCAACUCCCGUAGACAAAGACUGGCAAGUCAACGGAGCCGGUAUACUGCACAGCCCGAGUGCAGGAUUCGGUCUGCUUGAUUGUACACGCAUGGUACAUUUGACACAAAUGUGGAGACCGGUCGGUCCGUUGUGCAGAAGGAAAGUGAAGCUGGGUGAACCUGAAGUUACUCCAUGGGCCGAAUAUCAGGAUGCGAUUUUCAAUGAUUCGCACUUCCAUCAGCUGAACGCAACAACUCUGGGGAGCUUUCGGGAACAACUGAAAGAACUUCAGAAGAGGCCGAUGGACAGAUCAGAGGCUGUGGAUAUAAACUUCGAUCUAGAAGAAAAGCCCAGGGAUUCAUGCGAACUAGAAGUGGUCGAAAAGGUCACUGUUUCAUUUCAGUGGAAGCACAUGUGCCGAGGAAUGAUCGAUAUCGAACUGACGAGCCCUUCUGGAACCCAUGCAACCAUUUUGGGUCAUCGACGUUUGGACCAGUUUGCUGGAGCCGUUAACAUGACCGUCAAUUCCGUCACGUUUUGGGGUGAGCGGCUUCAAGGCAAAUGGCAAGUUAAGAUACAGUCAAAUGGAGAGUGCAAUAAUGGCUAUGUCAACCAACUCGAGGGUCAACUGGGGACGCUUGUCUUCUUGCAGCUAGAAUUUUGGGGCUCCACCGUAAGUGGCAGUGCAUUUGAACGUAACAAAGACCUCCUCAUGCCAUUCAUAACCGAUGUGAGCAAAGGAGCAAUGCGAACAGGCAGAGGGCAUCUUCUGACUGACACUGAGGUUAAGGAGACGUUCAACUCACAACGAUGGAUGGCGCUGAAGCAUACAAAACAAUUUCUGCAGCCCCGGGACCCACAUCAUGAAGUCACAAGUUUAAUGGCUCAUCGAUCAAAGAAUUUUCAGAUAAAAGUUUCACUCAUUGGGAAUUUCGAUGGAUAUUUCAUCCUGUCAGUGAAGCACAUCUGUGCUCAGAAGUACUGUCCAGCUGUCUCAUCCAUUUUUUGA